Molecule: messenger RNA, 3755 nt
Organism: Ochlerotatus camptorhynchus
Lineage: Eukaryota; Metazoa; Arthropoda; Insecta; Diptera; Culicidae
Gene: Lnk
Product: SH2B adapter-like protein Lnk
Exons: 7
Coding region: 1197-3119 (640 amino acids)
Biological process (GO): intracellular signal transduction
Cellular component (GO): plasma membrane
Molecular function (GO): transmembrane receptor protein tyrosine kinase adaptor activity
Source: RefSeq, a predicted model, not a curated record
ACACACCACUCCCCUACGUACGUGUUUUGAUUGCACUCUAUAUAGGCGGCGGUGUGAUGUUUUCUCGUUUUCUCUCGGACUAAAUUCCCUAAUAAGCGCACAAAACCCGUUCAAAACUUGGUUAAAGUAGUGUCGAUUGGUUGUUGGAUACUUCCGGCGCGUCGGUGCGAUAUAAGUUCCGUGCGAAAUGUGUUAUCUAGUACGUUAUGGUGAUUUUUCCUCAUCCGGGCCAAAGAUCAUCUCGGCAGCUUGAAGAGAUAGAAGGAAAAAAUUGUGCUGGCAUAGGCAGCAUCAUCAUCGUCAUUACCAUCAUCAUCAACAGUAGCCGCCGCCGUCGUCGCUGAAGAAGAGGCUGCUGCUGCUGCAAAAUAGAGCACCAGCACCGGUCAAACCAUACCGUCAUCGAAGUCGAAAGGAAGGAAGGAAGGAAAAGGGAAUAGACACACAAAAGCGUGCACUGAUUGAAUUGUCCUCGCUCCGUCUGCGAAGCACCACCAGAGCCAUAAGUCAGCAGUUUGAUAGGCGAAACGGAACAACAAUCAUACAUACAAUAGUGAAUGGAUAUAGCGAAGCUUCAUCAGGUGAACGAGAAGAGCAACUAUGAUAAUAAAGCAUACCAAUUCAUUGGAGGCUUAAACGUAAACAACCAAAUGCUUCUGCGCCGCCAGUGAAUUAGUUACAAUCGUAAGCCAGAGGGGGUAAACAAGUCGCAUUAAGUGUGAAAAGUGUGUAAACUAUACAAGAUAAAUCCUCGAACUAGUGUACAUGUCCACUCGAUUGUAGUUCAAUUGAUUGAACGAUCAUAUGAUUCCUGCGUUCUUGUCGUUCAAUAAAAUGUAUGGUGUGGUGAAAUUGAAACGAAAUCAUUGAACGGCCGUUCAUCAAAUUUAGCUACUCGAAAAAAUCAGCGAUAUAAGUGCAAAAGGCCAGUUUCCAAUGAAUAUACAAAUAAAUACUAGUGUCCGUGAUUGAAGUGCAGAAACACGAGUUUUGGCCGUCGUUGUCGUCUUGGAUAAAGAUUCCGCAAAAUGUACGGAAUGUACAUUAGUCACGUACUUCUGUGAACACAUCUAACAAAUAAGUAGAAAAUCAGCUGUUACUGGUGCUGCUGAUAGGCGCGUUCUCCCAGUGUACAUACCUACUAGAUAUUUACCAUUCGAAAUAGAGUAAAAUCUAAUUCGGCGCUCUAACUAAACAUGGCCAACCUAACUGAUGGCGAUCAGAGCUUUUGCAAUGCAUCGCAAUCCGGUGCUACCGGAACGGCCGGUACGACAGUGGUGGCCGCUACCAGUCCGGCGGGAGUAGCUGGGACACCAUCAUCUGGCGGAGGUGGAGGUGGUGUAUCUUCAACCCAGGGCAGUGGAAGCGUGUGGGCAGAAUUCUGCGAACGACAUGCACGUGCUGCUUCAGCGGACUUUGCCCGAUCCUGCGUGCACUACAUCACCACCAAUCUGCCGGAGUCCGCCCGACAGACCGUUUCACAUCGGGAUUUUAUGAGGCGCUUUGUCGAGUGCUUUCAGGAACACUUUGAGCAUGAUUUCCACCGAAGACGAAUGCAGUGCAAGACCGGAAAUGGAACUGUGGUGCUGGAGGAAAGUGAUUACUCAGAGGACACCGACUCACCUAAGACCAACCACAAGCCCUUCUUUCGACGACUUUCGUUCAAGGGCCUACGCAAGGGCAAGGUAAUUCAUGCACUUUUCCAUAAACAGCACUCGGACGAAGUGGAACUGUCCGGCAGUCGGGUGAGCAAAACCAAACUGGCAAAAAUAGUGGUCGAGUGCAGAAAGGAGGGUACCGUAAACUAUCUGACACCGGAAAGCCUGGACCAGCCCAGCAAUUCACAUAAAUGGGAAAAGUGUAAACUCGUACUGGUGAAGACGGUCGGUGGCUACAUGCUCGAGUUCUAUUCCCCGCCAAAGUCACAAAAGCCUCGCAGCGGUGUAUUCUGCUUUCUAAUAACGGAAGCACGGGAAACGACUGCCCUCGAGAUGCCGGACCACGAGAACACGUUCGUGUUGAAGGCAGACAACAACAUGGAGUACGUCAUCGAGGCCCGUGACACUGACGAUAUGCGCAGCUGGCUUGCGACGAUACGCUACUGUAUGCGUAGCAGUCCGACGUCCCAGUUGACACCCAUUUCGGAUUUGAACACCAGUCUUAACACGUCGAUUUCGCAUGGUGGAGGAGGCGGCGGCGGUGGCGGCCCUGGAGGAGGAACGACAACUGGUUCCGUUAGUGGUGGUGUAGGUCAAUCCAACAGCUUGGUGAACGAUGUGAAUAAUAUGAGUUUGAACCAAUCAUCCCUAAAUGCUGUCCCUACAAAGCCUGCCCCAGAACUGCCACCUCGUCGGGAGGAAGGCAGAAUAUCGUCUUCGUCGAAUUUCGAACUUACUGAAAACGAUCUGGAACCGGCGCACGAGGCUGACACCGAUCUGACGGCCAUGAUGCGCGAAUAUCCCUGGUUCCAUGGAACGCUAGCCCGAUCCGAAGCUGCUCAGCUAGUGUUACACAAUGGAAACUCUAGUCACGGUGUGUUCCUGGUUCGGCAGAGUGAAACGCGCAAGGGCGAGUUUGUGCUGACCUUCAACUUCCAGGGUAAGGCCAAGCAUCUGCGGAUGACAUUGAACGACCUCGGUCAGUGUCGGGUGCAGCAUUUGUGGUUCCCUUCGAUAACCGAGAUGUUGGAACACUUUCGACAGCAUCCGAUACCGCUGGAAUCUGGCGGUACGGCGGAUGUGACGCUCACCAACUAUGUAGUGCUUCCUUCGCAUGCAAUGGCAGCUACGCAGUCGAACAGCAACAACUAUUCGACGACGACCAUUGGAGGUGGUGCCGGUGCCCCCGGUGCAGCUGCAGGAGCAGGAUCCAGUGCCAAUCCGAAUACCAGCCCGAGACAUCCCUUGCAGGUGAUCACCAUGAACGGAAGCGUUCGGAUCAAAACGUGCGAUUUGGAACUGUCGCAGCAAACCAUACUGGAGGUGUCCGGAAAUCAGGGAGCAACCAGUGGCAGUAGUCAAAUGGGGGCAGCUACCGGCAACGCACCAGCAAGUGGAUCCUCAGCGGCUGCCGGUGAGGACGGCCAGAGGGCCGUGGACAACCAGUAUAGCUAUGUUUGAAAAUGUUCACCACGAAGAGCGGCUACGGCGACGAGCAAAACUGGAAUUGAACUCAUAGUAAUUAACCGAACACUACCACACAGAGGACCUCAGACUUCUUGACUAGGUUUAUUAUUUUUGUAAUGAACAAAAGUGACACGAUUGAAAAAUCCCAAAAAAAACGGAAUUUAUUGCCAAAAUUAUCCGCGUCUUAGCUAAGCGAUUUGAAUGAGAGAUUUUGGCAAACUAAAAUGAGCAUGUGUUCAUUGUGGGUAGCUUAGACAAAGACAGCUUCACUGUACUCUGUAUAUACUAGCGCUUCUCAAUUGCUACAAUCUAUAAACUCAUAUUUAUCUCACUUAAACUUACUUACAGAAGAUUGUUAUAUUUAAAAGAAUUAGCCAACGCUUAGCAAGCCUCGAACAGUUGAAAACUGCAUCUACUAUGAGUAAUAUAAUCCAACAGGGUGUGCAAAGGUAAAUUUGAACAUAUUUUUUUAUUGUAAUCGGCUAUCCUUAAGAGAGUAUUUUACGUUGAAUUGUUUCGCAACGCAAGCAUUGAUUUACAUGCACAGCCAAUUUACGUCGCGCAAAUUAUUGCAAGUGAUUUGUGUAUCGUUGUUAAAAAAAACUACCCCAGCAUGUUUGGCAAAACAAA